Messenger RNA from Trichomycterus rosablanca, 1199 nucleotides. RefSeq names its product transmembrane protein 178Ba (gene tmem178ba). The transcript is spliced from 5 exons. The coding region runs from base 1 to 921 and encodes 306 amino acids. The record is from RefSeq and is a predicted model, not a curated record. NCBI's taxonomy places the organism in Eukaryota, Metazoa, Chordata, Actinopteri, Siluriformes, Trichomycteridae. Gene Ontology annotation, cellular component: membrane.
AUGGCGAUGGGUAAAUGGCUGCUGUACGCCGGACUCGCUCUUUCUCUUCUCGCUUUGUGCUUUCUCACGGUCGCGAUAUCGUCUGAUCACUGGUACGAAACAGACGCUCGCAGGUACAAAGAUCGCUGUCGGGCUUUCUCUAGCCGGCGCAGUGAUCCGGGGUUUAUUUACAUCCCGAGCCACAGUCUGCCGCUGCGCGAGAACCGGCGGCCCGUGAUGCGGGAGCGGCGCGAGCUGUUCGGGGUGAGCGCUGCAGAGGAGUGCAGCCGCCGCUACAAUUCAACCAGCGUGGGCCUGUGGAGCAAAUGCUACAGACCCGGCUUCGACCCGGACAUCGAGCAAUUCAUCAUGAAAGGAACAAUUCAGAGGUGCUCUCACAUCAAGUACUACUACACCUCAUCAACUUUAGUGCGAAAGGAUUUUUCUUACAACAUCACCAAGACGAUUCAGCAGGAUGACUGGCAUGCCUUACAUCUUCGUCGAAUGACAGCAGCUUUCAUGGGCAUGGCUCUUUCCAUCAUCCUGUUUGGCUGGACAAUAGGACUGCUGGGCUGCUGCUGGGAUCAGGGCCUUAUGCACUACGUGGCUGGUCUGCUCUUCCUUAUGGGCGGUACCUUCUGUAUCAUCGCUCUGUGUACUUGUGUGGCUGGCAUCAACUUUGAACUUUCUCGCUACCCACGUUACCUGUUCAGCCUACCAGACGAUAUAAGCCACGGUUACGGCUGGUCCAUGUUCAGUGCCUGGUGUGGUUUGGGUCUGACGCUCAUUGCUGGGUUCUUCUGCACUCUGGCCCCUUCCAUCCAACCUCCACCACCACAGAGCCGUACUCCCUACCCCAAAUCUCGCAUGGAGAAUGAAGUUUAUGAAGGUAAUGGAUUAAAGAAGCAUUUAAUGAGAAAAGCUUCACAUGCUUCUGUUUGAAGAUGGUUGUGGCUAUGCGUGGACCUCUGCUGUAAAAGCACAUUUGUACUGACGCAUAAAAGCGUUCAUUUUGACGUGAAUUCAGAAUAUCCUUCUCUCGAUGGAGCUUCUUGUUCUUUGUUUUAAUGUGCAGUAUCUGUUCAAUACUGAAAAAUGUACUGUUUUACUUUUCACAAGGCACAUUUACCGAGACAUUAUUGCUAAAUAUGUAUAUCUAUUGAAAAUGACGACUUGCCAGUAACAUUGUGGUGUUGUGAUGUGUUCAUUAGAUAAUAAAA